This is a messenger RNA of Paramuricea clavata, 11047 nucleotides long. NCBI's taxonomy places the organism in Eukaryota, Metazoa, Cnidaria, Anthozoa, Malacalcyonacea, Plexauridae. The record is from the annotation of a GenBank genome assembly.
GAAAGAACGUUUGUUUCCUGGACUGCUGGACUUUUUCUGUAAUGUAGUUAUGCAGCAGUACAAAAACAUUACUCUCACUGACACACAGCCUUCAAGAGUAGCUGAGACACCAACCAACGACAUGACGGCAAUUUUACAGUCAAUUUCAGCUGACUUUUCAUCGUAAGAUUCCGAACUUCGUUCCGAACUUCGCAAAUUCGUUGCCAAGUUCAAAAGUUCAUAACGAAAUUCACAAACAGGUUUGUAAACUGGGCAUUUGAUUGGCUGGUUUGAUUUAAUAGCCAAUCAGAGGCUUUGUUUACAAACCUGUUUGUGAAUUUCAUUAUGAACUUUUGAACUUGGCAACGAAUUUGCGAAGUUCGGAACGCAUUUCGGAAUCUUACGAUGAAAAGUCAGCUGAAAUUGACUGUAAUUGACAUAGCCACAAGUGCUAUACUGAGAAUCCCAUUGAGGUAAGUUGUAUAGUACCAUAGACUACAGUAUAACUCGUGCAAGGUUUUUGGAGUUAAAAAUGUUGACUCUGAAACAAUUAUGACUAAUUCGGCAAUGCAAUAAAAAUGUCAAGUUUUAUGAACGUCACUAUUUUGAUAUGCCAUACAGCCAGUUUUUCUUAAUUUUGGCAUUGUCUAGAAUUCCUAAAUUAUUUGAAACGUCGAUUACUCAUUCAAUAUACUGUAUUAGGCCGUAGGAUGAGCAUCCAAAAGAAACACCGUGGAAAAACGUCUGCGCAUGCACCAAAUUAUGAAAAUAUGGCGGGGAAUUUGAAUAUCAAUUUCUAAAACAAAAACAUGCUUAUUAAUUGGUCAAAAUUAGUAAAACAAACGAGAAAAUAUAGCAAAUGGGUAGACUAGACAUUAUAAUUGAAAGCGUCCUGGCAUUUAAAGUAUGUAAUUAAAUAUAAUUCAUGUAAAAAAUUGUUGAUUUUAACGGACACGACUUCGAAAAUUUUUGCAAAAUUAUUCAAAACAAAAAUUCAAACUAAAAAGUUAAGAAAACUCUCGAAAAGUUAAGCUUCUUAACCCACUCAAAUUGUAGAAUAAAUCCUAUAGUUUAAUUAUUGAGAACACGAAAUUUUUUUAUAUUUGGCGACAUAGUUUUUUUUAAAGAAAUGUAUCUCAAACGAAAAUUCGGAAAUUGUCGUUGCUUAGUUGAUAAACAAAAUGUUUCAGACUAUGAAACAACUAGACUAUAAUUUCAGAAAUUUGUCAACAAUCACCUUUAGUUCAUGUUCUUGUACAAUACAACUUCUUGAAACUUCUGGCUGCAUUUAUUCCUAUUUUUUAGAAUGACAUGUUUAUUUUUGCGCUCGAAAUCUGGCUGUAAAGACGCACAAUGAAGUCACUCCUUUUUACCGCCAUUUUGAGCCUUCGGAAACGUUCGGAACAGCUUGUCAUAAAGUUCGCAAUACUAUUACAGGUAAGGUUGACGCAUGCGCAGACGUUUUUCCGCGGUGUUUCCAAAAGAUGCAAUUCCGUUGCACCCCUCGUGUAACUACGUAAUUUUCACAUGAAUAAAUAGAUAAAAACUUACUUUAUCAGAAUCCGUUGCUCCCCAAGCGAAACAGGUGCACAAUUGGGAGAAAAAUCCUUCCAAAGUUUGAUAUUUUCGCGCUUCGAAAUACUCGAACCGCCAUUGUUUUGGUAGCAAAUACGCAUGCGCAACUCAGCCAAACUCGCACUGCGCACGCGCAGACUAUAAAAAUAGAUUCUCACUGUGGGGUUUCCCCGAUUUCCUCCGCAAAAAUAACAAAAUAAAAUCACGGAAUACUGAUCAAACCUUGUAAUAUAAAUACACCCACAUUAAAUAUUGUUUAAAACACAUUGUAUAUUUUGCUUGCUCAUAUGCUAAAUCACUUCAAUUCAUUGGCUAUUGUUUCAAAAUACCGUUUUAACGUUUAAUUCUACUUUAUAUUAACAUCCUAAUUCAAUACAAAUUUGUGUGAGGUAAAAACCCACUAGUAUGAAAUAGGACGGAGAAUAAAAAAUAUUUAUGCAUACAAUUCACACGAUCAAGGAACAAAUGAAAUAUUUCGCUAAACUUAAAGCCUUGGCCAAACGUAAGAAACAAUGUCGUGGAAAUAUUCGUGAUUUUAACUGGCUUUUAUUGCAGAAGCAAAAUUUGCUUCCCAGAAAACAAACUAUUUCCUACCAAAUUCAGAAGCAUUUGAUGAAACACUCUUUAUCCGUUUGCCGACGCUGAUAAGACAAUAUGACAUACCGAAAGAUUGGAAAGACAAAUAAUAUGACAACAGUGUUUCGCAGUUCGUCCCGGGCUUUAAGGGAUAUUUAUAUAAAUUACUAGGAAAACCUCUGAUUGAAUCUUUAAUGUAUUAUUGAAUAACUAUAUGCAAGAUGUUUGGUGCUUCUUAAACUGUGCGUUCCACCAUCGCUUAGUAUACUCUAUGGAUACCAAUCCUCGAUUUGGACCAACUUUUCCAUUCGCUCCAACCAUAUUUUCCAACCAUCUGUUCCAACCAACGUAGCCGGACUGCACCAGUGAUUCAGUGAAGGACCUUGAACCGUCAAAACGAGAUUGCAUGUAUUCUGCAAUAAGCUGUCCUGGCUUUUGUCUGGUAAAGUUCUACUUCUCGUAUUUGAACUAUUACAUAUAUUAUAUUUAUAUUGUGACAUAAGUUGGUAUUUAGCCACUAUCUAGAAUAACAAGGAACGAUUCAACCUUGUUUUUCGUGUCCACACUAGUUGACUUCUUCUUAUAGAUUUGCUGCUGUGCAUUUCAGCUCCUCCACCAGGGUGCGUUUCAGCUUCUCAGAUAUGAACAUACUGUUAACCCUGUCUAUGAGAGGGAUAUACGUGAUGAUAAUAUAAAUACUGUGGAUCCGAAUGAGAAUAUCGAAUAAGUAAAUAAAUACUGAUCUACUGCACUGACAAUACCUACGUGCAUUACCAUCAUUGUUCACCUCAAAUCAUUAAUAAUUCAUGAGCAAAUUAGCCAACCAUAUUGCUUUAUUUUGCUCACAUGAUAAUACCGGAUACCUUAUGAAGUAUAUUGAUCCUGUAGUGUCCUAGGACUGGAUUAAAAUUAAUUCAGUCCUUGGACUGGAUCUAAAUUAAUUAAGUAGUGAUUUAUUCGUAUGAGAUGUCAUUUCAAAUCCUCUAGUUCGGACUGGACUAGAUUUCAAGUCCUCGCAUUUUGAUCCAAUCCUUUGCUUCGCCUCGGACGUGAUCAAAUUGCGUGGACUUGAAAUCUAGUCUAGUCCUCGUAGUCGGAUUUGAAAUAUUAUCCAUUGUCAAAUCAGAUGCAAAUGGUGGCCAAGGAAGAUUCAGUUUUGGUAUUUCUUGCACCUUUUGGCGAAGAAUCAAUGCAGCAUUGUAUAGAAUUUGUAACUCAUUGACUUUAGAAUUUCCUUCAGUUUCUGUGUUGGAGGAACUCACAUCAUCAUCAAUGGUACAGCUCUCUUCAUCAAAGUCCUCAUCGUUGUUUUCAGAUUUAAUUGACAUAUGUUCCUCAACCAAUUCAGAAGAAUCCAAAUUUUCCGCAUACACAAUCUCACUAACAUUUCUCAUUUUCGGUAGACAGAACACAAGUUGGGGAUAACUUUUCAUCAGUCGUUGCUUGAGUUUAAAAGCUCUAUAUUUAGAUGCGUCAACAUUCUCAGUGUCCUCGAUUACUUUCUUACAGAAUACACCAUAAGACUUCUCGUACACUGAUGUAGAUCUUUCAGUCUCCGAUUGCUUCUUCACCUCUCUGGUGAGAAAUAUUGUAUAAUUGCAGUAGCAAACUUUGUGAUAGCGGACUUCUUUGUGAUAGCUACACAGUCUUUCCCCCGUUCAUCGUUCUUUCUCUCGGCAGCUGUACGUAGAAGACCAGCAUCAAUUGUUUCUGCCAACAUGAGUGGGAUUCUUCUUCUCUUCUUAGUUACCUGGUGUGAAACAAAAUUAUUAAACUAAUAAAUAAACUUAAUUGAUCACAAUAAUUCAAUAUAUUUUAAAACCAAACCCGAGAAUGUUGUGCACAUUGCUCUAGUAUUAUACCUAUCAAAAUGACCAUACCUUGUCUAGUGAGAACCACGAGGCGUCUCUUCCACAAAUAAUACAUAUCUCUGGGAGUACAUGCGCGUUUCUUUUUGGCAGGGCCUUAUUUAUAGCUUCUGCGACUGAUUGGCGUGUAAUUUUUCGCCUUGGUUCUAUUGACUCCACUUCCACGUGUGAUUCUUCGGUAGAAGUUACAGUUUUAGAGCUAGUUCCUUCUCCUUUUUCUUCUUUUCUCUGUUGUCUACGGAUCUUCUCUUCAUCUGAAAAUCUCUUCCAGCAUUUCAUAUGAUGGUACCAUUCUAAGUUAAUGGUGUCAGGGUUCUUCUCCAUGUAUGAAUUGACAGAUCCGUCCUCGAUGUUCUCGUACGAUUUCUUAGCUAUUUCAGCUUGUUGACAUUUAAGUUUGGCCCAUUUUGACCUACACUCAAGAAAUUUCUUAAGCCUUUGGCGUGUAACUUUGCAAUUGCAAAGUUGCUCCGUGUAACGCCAUCAAAAUGCGUAAAACAUGAGGAUAUUCGAGUUUUAUAAAUAUCUUUAGCCAUGAUUUAUUUGCAUAACUGAGCGUGUUUCGACUUCGAAGCAUGUGCGUUGGUUGUGCGCAUGCGCAGUACGAGUUUGGCUGAGUUGCGCAUGCGUAUUUGCUAUCAAAACAAUGGCGGUUCGAAUAUUUCGAAGCGCAAAAAGAUCAAACUUUGGAGGGAUUUUUCUCCCAAUUGUGCACUUGUUUCGCUUGGGGAGCAACGGAUUCUGAUAAAAUAAGUUUUUAUCUAUUUAUUCAUGUGAAAAUUAUGCAGUUACAUGAGGGGUGCAACGGAAUCCGUUUUCUAAGCAUCUUUUGCGGGAGUUUUGGAUGCUCAUCCUACGGCCUAUAUGGUGGUAAUCUUAUUGACUGUUACGUUGUAUAUGAGAUUAAUCCUCGUCCCCAGGGCCUCUCGGCCGCGCGCGUCCUCCCUAGGCCCUGGGACACACGGAACUGGAAGUGGAAGUAAAGCGCACGGUCUUGAAUUGAGACGCUUCAGCACCCGUAACAAUUUUCACAAUGAAGUAUUACGAAGAGACGAAGUAUUUGUGUUGACACAUGUUGAUAGAAUAAUUUUGCCUAGCGAAAACUGCUCAACUUCUGCGAAAUAGCAUGUAGACGAACAGUUAUAUAGCGGGCUCAGUAAUUAUGUACUGAAGGCUCAACAAUACGGUUUCCUGACAUAUAUAAACUAGAUUAUAUUUAUUCAUCAGUGUGAUAGUCGAGGUGUCGAAGUGAAGAUAUCAAUUAAUAAACGAACAUAUUUAUAAACGUUCGACAUGGUGUCAGGUGUGGGAUUUUCCACCUAAAUACUUAAAUACUUUAACAUUGAUAUCUAUCUCCGAAAAGAGUUUAUAGCUAGAAACGCGACGAAAUGGCAGACUCGUUUAGAAAACCCGCUUUAACAUUGAUAUCUAUCUCCGAAAAGAACUUAUAGCUAGAAACGCGACGAAAUGGCAGACUCGUUUAGAAAACCCGAACCAUUGAGCUUCGAGGGAAACGUGGCAGAAAAUUGGCGUCGGUUUGAGCUAGAAUUGGAUAUAUUCUUGGCAGCAGCUCAUCAUGACAAAACGGAAAAGACGAAGGCGUACAUCAUGCUUAAUAUUGCUGGGAGAGAAGCGAUUGAAAAGGAAAGGUCGUUCGUGUAUUCACCGGCUGUACGCAAUGAAGCAAAUGAAAUAAUCACACCGGCAGAGACGAAAGAAAGCAUUGAAGUCCUCAAACGAAAAUUUAAAGAAAUCUGCAAUCCGCAGGGGAAUGUAAUCAUGGAAAGACACAAGUUUAACGUAAGAAACCAGAGAGACGGUGAGUCUAUUCAAUCUUAUGUUUCUGAUCUCCGUAUAUUAGCCGAUACAUGUGAAUACGGCACAAUGAAAGAUGAAUUUAUUCGUGACAAAAUAGUGUGUGGUAUUAUAUCGGACAGGGUUCGAAAGCAGUUACUAAAAGAAAGAGCACUCACACUAGACAAAGCGGUUCAAAUUUGUCAGUUAAACGAAUUAUCAGAAGAUUACGGUAAACAACUUUCAAAACGCGAGUCAGACAAACAAGAUGUAAAUUACAUUAAACCCAAAAAGCCAUUAAGAAAGCAAUCAACCAUACUAAGUUGCAAAAGUUGCGGGGGCGAGCAUAGAGCAGAUAAACAAGCAUGUCCUGCAUUUGGAAAACAGUAUCAUGGUUGCGGGAAGUCAAACCAUUUCAAAAAAGUGUGUUAUUCUGCAAAAUUUUACCAAAAAGGUCCUAUGAAAAUUUCAAAAGCGUCCGGGUCGCAUAGAAAGCCUCGCGUUGAUGAAAUAUUAGCACACCUAAGUAUUCCCCCGAAGGAAGUGAUAAAGAAUUAUACAUUAUUGAGACAAUCGAAGGUCCACAGGUGGCGCACAAUAACAAGGAAAUUUAUUGUACAACUAAAAUCAAUGGUCAUAAUGCGGAACUAAAAAUUGAUACGGGGGCAAGAUGCAAUGUGAUGGCACUUAGUUUAUUUAAAAGGAUCAGAGACGGUGAAAUUAUUAAUAAAUCAAAGUCAGUAGAGUUGGUAGCUUAUGGGGGCUAUACAUUUUCAACUCUGGGUACUGUAGAGAUGAAUUGUCAUAUUAAUUCAACAAUACAUAGGUUAGAAUUUCAGAUCGUGGAUAAGCCUGUCGCAUCACUUUUUGGUUUAGAGGAUUCAUUGGAAACGAAUCUUAUUAAGCUAAACGAACGCAUUCACGAAGUUCAAGCAAGGUUAUGGAGAAGCACAAAGAUCUUUUCGAUGACAACCUUGGGGAAUUACCGGUCGUUUACUCCAUGGAAGUUGACAGCAACGUAACACCCGUAAUAAACCCACCACGCAAAAUACCAAUCGCAAUGGGAAAAAAAUGGGAAAAAAGAGCUAGACCACAUGGUGGAGAAGAAGGUAAUCGCCCCAGUCUCGGAGCCAACUGAGUGGGUAUCGCAGAUGGUAGCUACACGAAAGAAAAAUGGCGAAACAUGCAUUUGUCUAGAUCCACGAAACCUGAAUCUAGCUUUGAAGAGAUCUCAUUAUCCAAUGAGAACAGUCGAAAGUGUUGCUGCUCGUAUGCCAGGUACCUCAGUGUUUUCUACCUUAGAUGCAAAAUCUGGAUUUUGGCAGAUUACGCUAGACGAGAAGUUGUCGAUGCUGACCACGUUUGGUACACCAUUUGGAAGAUUUCGAUAUCUGCGAAUGCCGUUUGGUAUAAAUACAGCAUCAGAAGUAUUUCAAAGAACAAUGGAACAGUUGUCCACCGGCUACCCUUGUGAGAUCAUUGUUGACGACAUACUAGUUUGGGGACGUGACAUUACUGAGCAGGAUUAUAAUCUCGAGAAAGUAUUGCAGAGAGCAAAGGAAGUUGACCUCAAGCUAAGUACAAAGAAGUGCAAGUUCCGACUCGAAAGUGUUUCAUACGUUGGGCACCAGUUCACCAAAGAUGGUCUCAAGCCAGAUGAAGACAAGAUAAAAGCAAUCAAAGAAAUGCCAGCUCCUGAUGGUCCAAAGGCUUUACAAAGAUUUCUUGGAAUGGUGAAUUACCUGCAUAAAUUCAUCGAUGAUUUGAGUGAAAAGACGGCUCUACUCCACCAGUUGCUGAACAAAGACACAAAGUGGUCUUGGGAUGUACAAUAUCAAGUGGCUUUCGAGAAGUUCAAGAAAGAAAUCAGCAACCCUCCAGUGCUAAAGUUCUUCAAUACUGCGAGACAAAUUGUCUUAUCCGUCGAUGCUUCCAAGAGUGAUUUAGGAGCAGUCUGUCUUCAAGACUGUUCUCCAGUGGCGUAUGCUUCUCGUGUGAUCACCGAAACGGAAAGUAGAUACGCACAAAUCGAGAAGGAGUUGUUGGCUACAGUUUUCGCCUGCACAAAGUUUUAUGAUUUCACGUAUGGCAACAAAGUUGUGUUAGAAACUGAUCAUAAACCCCUCAUCACGAUCGUGAAGAAACCUCUACACGUAGCUCCAGCACGACUCCAACAAAGGCUUCUGCAACUUCAGCGAUAUGACCUGGAAUUUUUCUAUAAGAGAGGAAGUGAUCUAUUCGUGGCAGAUACCCUAUCACGUGCCUAUAUUAAUGAGAAACCCAAUCAAGAGAACCACGACGAGUUUGAAGUUAUGUCGGUUGAAUCCAUAUCACCUACAAGAAUGGAAGAGUUAAGGUAAAUUACCUCUACAGACCCGACCAUGCAGAAAUUAGUUCAAGUCAUUCGAAGCGGUUGGCCUGCGAAGUACCGAGAAGUACCGCGUGAACUAGCGGAAUAUUUUUCAGUAAGAGAUGAGUUGGUGAUCGAUAACGGUGUAAUUCUAAAGAGCCAAAGAGUGGUCGUCCCAGAAAGUCUGCGUCGUGUGUAUAUCGAACAGUUACAUAGAGGACACCCUGGAGUAGAGGCAACAAAGAGAAGAGCAAGAGAUGUGGUAUAUUGGCCAACGAUGACGAAAGAUAUCGAGUAUGUAAUAUCUUCGUGCAAACCGUGCAAUAGUACCAACCCACACCAAACCAAAGAGCCCAUGAAAAGUCAUCCAACACCGAAGUUGCCAUGGACACAAGUAAGCGCGGACAUUUUUGAAUGGAACCAAAUCACACCAAACCAAAGAUCCCAAGGAAAAUCAUCCAACACCGAAGUUGCCAUGGACACAAGUAAGCGCAGACAUUUUUGAAUGGAAUGAUUUGAAAUAUCUAGUAAUUGUCGAUGCGUACUCCGGAUGGUUUGAAAUUGACACCCUACGGAACAUGUUGUCUAAGACCGUAAUAAUGAAAAUGAAACGCCAUUUUGCGGUUCAUGGUGUUCCAGAAUUGUUGAUGACUGACAAUGGCACCCAGUUUGUGAGUGAAGAAUUCAAGUUAUUUGCGAAAGAUUGGAGUUUUAAGCAAGUGACCAGUAGCCCAACAUAUCCUCAAUCGAAUGGUCUUGCAGAGAAUGCAGUUAAACAAGCCAAGAAGCUAUUAGAAAAAUCUAAGAGGGAUGGAUCUGAUCUUAUACUUGGGUUGUUAAACCUAAGAAACACGCCUAGGGAUGAUAGUCUUGGUUCACCUGCACAGCGCCUUAUGUCGAGAAGAACUCGAACAGUUCCUCCGAUGUCAAAUAAGCUUCUUAAACCAAACGUCAUUCCAUGCAAACAAGUGUCACAAAGGAUACGUAGGAAACGAAAGCAACAGAAGACCUAUUAAGACAAAAGUGCAAAGACACUUGGAACUUUGAAAGCGAAUCAAAUUGUUAGAAUGCAAACGGCGAAAGGAUAUGAUAGGAUUGGCGUAGUUAAGCAAGUAGCAAAGGAACCACGGUCGUACAUAGUCGAAUCAAAUGGAAAAGAGUAUAGAAGAAAUCGAAGACAUUUGCUUGCUGUACCAGAACUAUAUUAUCAUAUCAAAGAAGAACCUGACGAACCAGAUGGAAGCACACCAUUUGAGAGUUCUCCACAACCAGUAUCAAGCCACCCUACAGUUAAUACGGUUCCCGACGAAAAUUACGAAGUUCCACAACAAGCAGCAUCAAUCCCAACACCCAUAUUACCACCAGGUCAAGUUGUAACAAGAUCCGGAAGAGUUUCCAAACCAAAUAGAAGAUACCAAGAUUAUGUAGUGUGAGCAUUAAAUUUAAUUAACAUUAUAGAACAAUAUUUAUUUAUUUAAAAUAGCAGUUCAGAACAUUAGAGGUUUGUUAAUAUCAGAACAUUAUCAUUAUUAUAUUAUAUUAUUAAUAGUUAUUAUACAUUAUUAUAUAUAUAUAUAUACAUAUUAGUAUGAACGUUAACUCCUAUGACAUUAAUUUCUCUAACAACGAAGGAUUUAGACGAACAGUUAUAUAGCGGGCUCAGUAAUUAUGUACUGAAGGCUCAACAAUACGGUUUCCUGACAUAUAUAAACUAGAUUAUAUUUAUUCGUCAGUGUGAUAGUCGAGGUGUCGAAGUGAAGAUAUCAAUUAAUAAACGAACAUAUUUAUAAACGUUCGACAUAGCAGUUAUCUGAGAAGCCAAUCAGAUCUCUCCCUUUGGUCGUCCUAACCCAGAGCUUAAUUUUCAACGAGUGACCGAGUGAAAAUGGCUCUGUGGGCGAGAAUCAUACGAGACUAUAUGAGACUAUAAACCGCUGAUGUUUUAAAACCUAAAGCAGAUUAAACAGUAACUAGAGAGUAAAGUGACUGAAAUUUGAACAUAUUUAGGUAUGUCAAUUCUUUGUACCGACAUUUUCCACGAGCUUGUGGUUGUGGAGAGGUGUUUGGGUUCGAGGUGGCUGAUGCUUUGGAAUACCUGGGCAAGAGUAAUAAAGGGAUGGAAAAUGCGUUAAGAAGUCUCAUACGAACAUCUCAUCUAGGAUGUAACGGUGUUCGCAUAGAUGUUGGUGAAGUGCAGCCCAAGGGAUCUCACAUCCAAAGAAAGAAACUGCCCGAAGGUCUAAUCCAAAAUUUGGACAAAGGUUAGUUAAAAAUUCAAAGUAGGUAGCGUAGAUAGAAUCGCAGUCCCUAUAAUUUUCAAUGUCCAUAUAAGGUAAUUCGUUUCCGAUUAUCUUAUUACCUAACGUUGAACAUGAAUGCAAUGUAUGCAAACGUUAUUUGCUGAUCGUUUAAUUAAACAAAUAUUACAUUCCCUCAUUCCUUGUUCUCUAAUAUUUUAUACUACCACUAGCACGGUACUUGCGGUCUAAGCAUUUUUUAUAAGUCUUGUGUUAAGAAAAUGUUGAUAAUUUUUACAUUAAUAACUUAUGUUAAUGUAUCUGCAUGUUAUGUUGUUUUCAGUAUUUCCCGAUGCAAAAAAACAGAAAUAAAUCCAAAACAGAAAUCUUCAGGUAUACAUUCUAUUCAUCUUAUUUUUGGUACGGUACGCAUUUAUUGGUACAGUACGCAUUUAUUGUUCGUAGUAUAAACGGGCAGACGUCAUUACUCAGAGGCAGAGUAUAUUAUUAUGAAACAUUUAACAAAUAUAAAACAUUUUCCGUGUUGAUUGCGUUCGACGGAGAACGCAUUCUAAUCGUGUCAUAUCAAUCCCGUGUGUUUUACGAGAAUGUCCCGCGUGUGUCUGUAUGCCAUUCGAUUAUCAGAUUGGACGCCAUCUUGGACUGGC